This is a messenger RNA of Amphibalanus amphitrite, 1370 nucleotides long. RefSeq lists its product as uncharacterized. Lineage: Eukaryota; Metazoa; Arthropoda; Thecostraca; Balanomorpha; Balanidae. The transcript has 2 exons. The record is from RefSeq and is a predicted model, not a curated record. The coding region runs from base 95 to 1063 and encodes 322 amino acids.
ACUUGUGAAGCGGUGCGCGUCGACAGUGUCCGAGGCGAUAUCGCGCGAGAAGGACCAGUGGCGAUCGGGUCCUUUCGGCGGCUGCACGGUCCCGAUGCACUCCGGCAUCUGCCGAGACCAGCGUUCCCGACCUCCAGUGCUCACUUCUCAGGGUGAUUCGGCAGCCGAGUACAUUGUAAAGGUCAGCGUCGUGCCGGUCAUGCUCGCUCUCAUCAGCGGCUACCGGCAGCGGAACCGGCGGAUCCCGGCGCGUUCUGUGCUGCUCCUGUCUCUCGGCUCCGUCCUCUUCAGCUGCGUGUGCAUCUCAGCGGCGGGGUCUGUCGUCCAACGGCAGCGCCCCUCUCCACCAGCCGCCGGCGCCGGCACCGGUCUUCCCGCAGUGGUGCACAACGAGAGGGGCAAGAUCGAGCGUCGUUGCGAAGGUGACGCUCGCUCCCGCCGCUCUGCAUCAGGCACUCAGUCUGGGGGAAAUACCCCGCCGCCGUGGAAAAACGUCACCGGGAGGGUGCUGACGCCCACCCCGGCUGCCGUUCGGGUGGGCCGAGCGUUCUGGAUGACCGCGCAGCCAACCCGUCGAUCUGACGAGGCCGUGAGAUCGCCGACGGAGAGCUCGCUGCUGAAGCUCGGAGCACAGCAGACGGAGCGGGUGCCGGCUGACAGGGAGGUGGUGUCCACCAGUCGCCUGCUGCACGAGCUGAGCUCGGACAGCUCGGCUGCGGCGCUGUCCCGGUACGGUGAUCGGCCCUGGAGUGACGCCGACCUGAGCUCCCUGCUGAUCCAGCUCCAGGAGCUGGGUGGCGAGGCUGAGCUGCCGCAGCUCCGGCUCGGCUCGGUGGGCGAGUUUCGCCGCGAGCUGCGCCGCUGCAGUGCGGUUGUCGCCGUGCUGGAGAAGGACCAGCCCGGCGCUGGCAGCUCGAGCCUCCAGAAGUUGUACCAGCUGCCGGCAGCCGAGGGCUGUCUGCAGCUGCUGCUGCGACUCCAGCUACUGCCGGUGACCCGACCCAGAGCGCGCGAGGCUGCGGGCACCCUGCUCGGUGAGCCCAAACGGCUGAAUCUGAUCUGAACGAGACGGUGCACCUGACCACUCAGUGUAGCACCGCCGCACUUGACGUCUGUACAUAUCUUCUCAUUAGAAUGCUCGGGUAGAUAAUGGGUCAGUUAGGACAGAAAGAGGUCGUCCUUGCGUGGGAAUGGUUCGAUGCAGAGCUCACGCAGCCUAGAGGCAGCAGAUGUGCUUAGAGGCGCAGUUAAACGAGUUUAUAGCUUUGUGAUGCCUAUUAUUGUGUGUCGUUGUUAUUGUACGUAAAUUUAUGACUUGACGACGAAACUUAUUAUGUAUGCAUUAUGCAAUAAACUUUGUCAUAGAUUGU